CAUACUUUUACUUUCGCUUUUAAAGCGCACUCACUCACUCACAUGUCUGAAUGCAUGCAAUUGUUUAACUGUGAGUUCAUCUAAAAUUUCAUUUCUUUAUGACCUUAGCACAAGCUUUAUAAAGUAAACGGAAGUCUUAGUGUGUUCGAACUGCUGUUUGUAUAUGUGACUGGUGUUAUGUUGUAGAUUGAUGGAAGACAGGUCGAGGCACAUGCGACUGAGAGAAUGGCUCAUAGCGCAGAUAGACAGCGGUAAAUACGCUGGACUGAGCUGGGAAAAUGAGGAGAAAACCAUGUUCAGGAUUCCCUGGAAACACGCGGCCAAACAGGACUACAGACAGAACCAGGACGCCGCGCUGUUUAAGGCAUGGGCCAUGUACAAGGGUAAAUUUCAAGAGGGCAGGGACAAAGCAGACCCCUCUACGUGGAAAACGCGUCUGCGCUGUGCCCUCAACAAGAGCACAGACUUCCAGGAGGUUUCUGAGCGCAGUCAGCUGGAUAUCUCUGAGCCGUACAAGGUCUACCGGAUCCUGGACGACACAGGAAGAGCGGCAGAACCUGCUGGAAACCCAGUGAUAUCACUGGACAGUGACUGCAGCAAAGCCUUGAGAGAGACGCAUCUGCCCAUGCAGGACAGCUCGCUUGGUGACUCAAACAAAUCUGCUGGAUGGAGUGUGAAUGGCAGGGCUUAGUGUCCCAGUUCAGGCACUGACUCCAUUCCUCUAUACCCGUCUCAGGUCCCCAUAACUGACUGCCGCCUGGAGGUGCGUUUGUUCUAUCACGGUAACCUGGUGCAGAAUCUCGUUACUACGUCUCCAGACGGAUGCUUUAUUCUGCAGGGCUGCGCUCCGGUUGGGAACGAGCGCAUCUACGGGCCUUGUGAAGCCAAGAAGGUCUUCUUCCCUCGUCCAGACAUCAUACAGCUGCCUCCGGGCAUCUCUGAUGCCAUGACCCGUCUUCUGCCGCACCUGGAGAAAGGUGUGCUGGUGUGGGUGGCCCCAGACGGUGUGUUCAUCAAGCGCUUCUGCCAGGGCCGCGUGUACUGGGACGGCCCUCUGGCAGAGCACAGACAGAAACCAAACAAACUGGAGAGAGAGAGGACCUGCAAACUCCUGGACAUGACCAUCUUCAUGCAAGAGUUACAAAACCAUCAGCAGGGCACUGGUCCUGAGCCACAGUACACAGUGGACCUGUGCUUCGGAGAGGAGUUCCCUGACCCCAGCCAGCCAAAGACCAAGAAGCUCAUCACUGCACAAGUGAUUCCUCUGUUUGCUGUAGAGUGUCUCCGCAGGCAUAAUGCACCUAAUAAUGUGGAGAUGAAGCAAUCACCGCCACACAGGAGAACCAAUGAAUAAACACACCUUAAUCAGAACAACACCCGUUUCACCAUCCCUGUGUAGGAAUUCACCAACAAUGAUAUUAAUAAAUUAUAAUUAUAAUAAUAAAAUACAAAUGGAAGUGUCUGUAUCUAACAUCAGUAGAAAGAAGAAAUCUACAAUGUUAACUUUUCAUUGACUGUAUUAAGCUUUAUGUCCUUUAUAGUCUUACUAACAUUACUAACCAUGAUAUUGAUUCAAUUAGAUUGAUUUCUUUAUCUUUUUGUAAAAUUUUGCUUCAAAAAUUAAAUUAAAAUAAAGAGUUUGGUUAGUCUUCUGUAUCACCUGGUUAUUUCAGAGGUAAAAUACGACUCAUGGUAGACAAUACAGCUUGUACUGAAGAGAACUCAUGUCACACUGAAUGCAGCCGUUACACGUAGGCAGUGUUUAAUGCAAUGAACUCAUAAGAGUGACGAGCGAUCUGAUCCUUCAGACCCUUCAGAGAAAUUAGGAAUCUUUGUUUCACCCUUUAAAUGAUAGAUAAAUAAAUCAAAUUUAAAAGGUCCUGCCCAAGGUUGUCCCGAGGGCUGGCCCAUCCCAAAUAUAUUUGAGCAGAUUACUUAUGAAGCUGUGGAUUAAUUCUGGCAUUGUAUUUUUUAAAAACAAAUCCAAGUGCAUUGCAUUCAAAAGAGAGUAAUGAUGAUAUUCACUGUGGCAUGAUUUCUGCACAUCCUCAAGCCAGCGUCACGAGCUUAAAUUACAUUUAACAUUGCCCAGGUGUAAUGACUGCAUGAUUUUUUUUUUCCAUACACUUGACAUGUUGCCAGACUGCUUAUAGGCCACAUUCACACAGCAGCAGAGUCCGCUUAUCAGUCCUGCAUCUGGGUCAUUCAAACAGAUGCGUUCACACACGUUCGGUUGUUUAGGGGGGUGACGACCAAAUAAACGAUAACUGUGGCUUCAGUAACUCACAGAGACGCAGAUAUGAGCUGUGCGUCAUCUGAAGGUUUGGAUCCAGUCGCUGUUCUCCACCGGACUCGAAUGCUCCGCUCUUUACUGAGGUAGAAAAGCUGCCAUUUAUUCAAGAUUCAACAGAUGAAGUGGCACCACAAUUGAAUUUGUGUUGUCAAAUGUGAGACGACAAAUGCAUUUUUUUGCACGUCGCCAUCAUUGAUAUUUACUUAGCCACCCUCGCUAUGCUUACAGCAGGUAAUAGACACAAACACAAUACACAAUGAUACAGAGAGUAUUCUACUCUCGUAAGCUGCUGUGUGAACAGGACAUUUCUAGGGCUGGUCCGAAUACCAUUUUUUGAGCUUCGAAGCUUCGGAGGGAGGGGGCUGAACAUAUUCUUCUCUCUAAUAAAGGCAUUUUUAUUAUGUUGAGAACCGUUCAUCCAAUUGACUUCACGCAUGGCGGGUGUGUUGCUGCGGACCCAAGGUAGUGCAGUGUGGAAUGUUGGUGCAAUAUGGACACACGACACGUUCAGAAUUUAUAAACUUUUAAUAAACUACAGAACCGCGCGAUCCGGAAGCGGCAGGGCUUAUAUGCUCCGAGAACGGAAAUUGCACUAGUGAUACAAAACACACAGGUCUGUUAAGAGCAAUACUUUUAAUAAGGUAGCCUAACAUUUUUCUAAUAAACAAAUCACUCCCGAAACAGAAAUGAGCAGCACAGUAAUUACACCGCAAAGGGUAGGCUAUUUAAAUAAAAGAAGAACGAAAGAGUUCAACGAACUGUAAUAAAUAAAGAACACGGUAGCAUAGUUUAAAUAACAGCAUCACACAUUUUAAUUAACGAACAGUUUAAAUAAAAUAAAACUAAUUCUGACUGCCUUACAU
Molecule: messenger RNA, 3156 nt
Organism: Onychostoma macrolepis
Lineage: Eukaryota; Metazoa; Chordata; Actinopteri; Cypriniformes; Cyprinidae
Gene: irf10
Product: interferon regulatory factor 10
Biological process (GO): regulation of transcription by RNA polymerase II; immune system process
Cellular component (GO): nucleus
Molecular function (GO): RNA polymerase II cis-regulatory region sequence-specific DNA binding; DNA-binding transcription factor activity, RNA polymerase II-specific; protein binding
Source: RefSeq, a predicted model, not a curated record